UCUCCUUCAGCAGCCGAGACACGCAGACCUUCUCUGCGCCAAGCAGUUCACUAUGCCCUGUUCACCGCACGGCGGUGUCAUGCGCACCUGCGUGUACAACAAGUGACCCCAAGUCUCCAACCAAACCGACUUCACCAGCAAUGGACAGCACAAACAACACGACGACCUGGUCUCAGUCUGAGAACCCUUUCAACACAACCCUCCAACCUGAAGAUGAGGAGGUGAAGCUGGGUUAUCAAGUGGUCACAUCCUUUCUGCUCUGCGCGCUCAUACUGUGCGCAGUAUUUGGGAAUGCGUGCGUCGUGGCAGCCAUCGCUUUGGAGCGGUCUCUGCAGAACGUGGCCAACUACCUGAUCGGCUCUCUGGCGGUCACCGACCUGAUGGUGUCCGUGCUGGUGCUGCCCAUGGCGGCGCUUUACCAGGUUUUAAACCGGUGGACCCUGGGGCAGAUUCCGUGCGACAUCUUCAUCUCUUUGGAUGUGCUGUGCUGCACCUCGUCAAUCCUCCACUUGUGCGCCAUUGCUCUGGACAGAUACUGGGCCAUAACAGAGCCAAUAGACUACUUGAAGAAGAGGACUCCGAGAAGAGCGGCAGUUCUAAUUAGUGUGACUUGGCUCGUCGGUUUCUCCAUCUCAGUGCCGCCUAUGCUGAUUAUGCGCUCCCAGCCCAGCAGCUUGGCAGAGGACAGGGCGAACCCAAAGCAGUGUAAAAUCAGGCAAGACCCCUGGUACACAAUAUACUCCACAUUCGGUGCUUUUUACAUCCCGCUGACACUGAUGCUGGUUUUAUACGGACGUAUAUUCAAAGCUGCCAGGUUUCGGAUCAGGAGGACUGUGCGUAAAACCGAGAAAAAGAAAGUGUCCGACUCCUGCUUGGCGCUAUCGCCCGCGCUGUUUCACAAAAAGACGCACGGGGACGCGCAGGGCAAGAGCUGGAAGAGAAGCGUGGUCCCCCGGCCGCUGCCGAGCGUCAACGGCGCCGUGAAGCACGCGGAGGACGGCGAGUCCCUGGAGAUCAUAGAAGUUCACAGCAACUCCAAAGGCAACGUGCCGUUGCCCAACACGCCGAGCACCGUGCCGCUGUUCGAGAGCAGACACGAGAAGGCGACGGAGGCGAAGCGCAAGAUCGCGCUGGCACGGGAGCGCAAAACGGUGAAGACCCUGGGCAUCAUCAUGGGCACCUUCAUCCUCUGCUGGCUGCCCUUCUUCAUCGUCGCCCUGGUCAUGCCAUUUUGCCAGGAGUCGUGCUACAUGCCGCGCUGGCUGGCGGAUGUCAUAAACUGGCUCGGCUACUCCAACUCUCUACUCAACCCCAUCAUUUACGCGUACUUCAACAAAGACUUUCAGAGCGCUUUCAAGAAAAUAAUCAAGUGUAAUUUCUGCAGACAGUGAUGGGAAAGGCUUUGGUGAGGUUUGAUCUAGUGUUAGAUCUAGAGACGAUCCACAGGGAAAUUGGAACAUUUUAAAUACUGUAUACAAAUGGCACAACGAGAUUGUUCAGAAUAAAGAAUGAUUGUGAUAUAUUUACUGUUGAUCAUCAUCGUUAAAUGUUCCCAGAGAUGUCAGUAGCCUAUGCAUAUAGAUAAAGCUGUGAUUGUUCGAUCAAAGCUCCAUGUUUCUCAUUCUGCUCUGUAAGGUUCAAUAAAAUACUUUUUAAAAUAAUUUAUUUCUUUUUUUCACUUUCUUCAAAGUCUACUUUUCUCAAUGGGAUUACUUGAACAAUAAGAUGCAUAAUUAAAGGCAAAAGAGAUGAAGGUAAUAAAGAUUACGUUUUAACCAACAAAAAUAGAAAGUUUGAUAAAUGUAUAAUAAUCUCAGUUCCUAAGCAAAGCAUCAUAUAUGAGUCAAUUGCUUAUAUGUCACAUCAAAUGGAGUGUGAUUUUCAGCUUUGUGAUUUGGGGCAGAUGAUCAGGUAAUAAUUUAGUUUU
Messenger RNA from Betta splendens (Siamese fighting fish), 1927 nucleotides. RefSeq names its product 5-hydroxytryptamine (serotonin) receptor 1A b (gene htr1ab). The record is from RefSeq and is a predicted model, not a curated record. Gene Ontology annotation, molecular function: G protein-coupled serotonin receptor activity. Bases 141 to 1391 code for a protein of 416 amino acids. Gene Ontology annotation, cellular component: plasma membrane. NCBI's taxonomy places the organism in Eukaryota, Metazoa, Chordata, Actinopteri, Anabantiformes, Osphronemidae. The transcript has a single exon. Gene Ontology annotation, biological process: regulation of hormone secretion; regulation of vasoconstriction; regulation of behavior.